AUGGCUUUUUACAGGAGUGUGCUGUCGCAGAUGAUCAUCUGUGGCCUGGUUGCUCUGCUCGGACCUGGUCUAUGGAAUGCGAACAACUCGCUUGGUGCUGGAGGAGCACUUGAGCCUUACCUGGUCAAUGCUGGCAACUCGCUUGUGUUUGGGCUGAUGGGCCUGUUUUGUAUUCUGUCGCCCAUCUUCGUCAAUUGGAUCGGUGUGAAGAGGACUCUGAUUGCUGGUACCCUCGGGUGGUCGGUUUACAGCGCCUCACUCUACCAAAACAACCGUUAUGGCACUGAAUGGUUUGUUAUUUUCGGAGCCGCUAUUUGCGGAGUCAGUGCCGGUUUGUACUGGGCAGCGGAGGGAUCCAUCAUCCUCUCAUAUCCCGAACACGCGAAGAGAGGUAGAUAUCUUGCCCUCUGGCUUGCGUUCAAGAACAGUGGCCAGCUCAUCGGCGGUGCCAUUAACCUCGGACUAAAUGCCAACCGAUCCACCGGCGGAAAGGUCUCCUACGUUACGAUCUUGGUCUUUGUUGGACUCCAAGCACUCGCCGUUCCGAUUGGAUUCGGACUUUCUUCGCCCGAGAAGACGGAACGGUCCGAUGGUUCUAAGAUUGUCGUCGAGGAACGGACACCCGCAAAGGUGCAGCUCAAGAAGCUCUGGCAGACUAUUACUACCCGCCAGAUUGGACUCUUGCUCCCCAUCUUCUUUUCCAGCUGGUUCUAUUGGGGUUACGCAUCGACCUACCUGACUUUGUACUUCAGUGUUCGCGCCCGAGCACUUGCAUCCUUCCUCUCAGCCAUCACUGGUACUCUGGCAUGCAUUCUUUUCGGCAUCUUCCUUGAUUCUAACAAACUCACUGUCAAGUCCCGCAUUCGUUACGGCUUCGUCUUCUCUUGCGGCCUCUUCACCCUCCUCUGGAUCUGGGUCCUGAUCGUGCAGCACGGCUUCGAGCAAAAGAAGCCUGCCACCCUGGACUGGUCCUCCCCUGGAUUCGGCCGCGCCUUCGGAAUCUACAUCAUGCUACAGACUUCAGGCAAUAUGGUCCAGAACUUCCUCUACUUCCUGGUGGGAACUCUCGGCGACGGAACGCUCGAACUGAGCAGAUCUACCGGUCUUCUCAGAGGAGUGGAGAGCUGGGGCCAGUGUGCUUCAUUUGGUAUCAGCAGCAGCAAAUUCUCGCCAUUUUACACCACUGUCAUCAAUGUGAUAUUCUGGACGCUUAGCCUUUUCCCCGCUGCCGUCACGAUCUGGGCAGUUGAGGAUAGGAAGCAGUACCCCGAGAGCGAGGUUCGGGAGUUCAGUGAUAAGGGCGCGGCCGAUGCUGGCAGUUCAGAGAAGAAUGUGUAG
Molecule: messenger RNA, 1338 nt
Organism: Clonostachys rhizophaga
Lineage: Eukaryota; Fungi; Ascomycota; Sordariomycetes; Hypocreales; Bionectriaceae
Source: the annotation of a GenBank genome assembly